AUGACUGCUGGUGAUUUCAUCUUGAAGCUACUUUUCCUGGCCCAGACUGGGGUUGGGGUGGCAGGGAAUACCCUUCUUCUCUCAGUCUAUGCCCCUACAUCCUCUACUGCCCAUGCACCGAGGCCCACGCACCUGAUUCUCACCCACAUGGCUGUGGCCAACUUCUUGGUUCUUUUCUUCAAGGGGAUUCCCCACACGAUGUUAAUCUGGGGAAUAACACCCAUCCUGGGAAACACGGGAUGCAGACUUGUGUACUAUAUCCACAGAGUGGCCCGGGGCCUUUGUCUCUGCACCACUUGCCUCCUGAGCAACUUCCAGGCCAUCACCAUCAGCCCGAGAUCUGCAAGGAGGAUGGGGCUCAAAGACCGAGCUCAUAAGGACGUCAGUUUCUCCUGUGCUCUGUGUUGGAUCCUGAACUUGCUGAUAAAUACCUUCAUUCCUGUGCAUAUUGAGGGUCUUCAGCAUAUUCACAAUUCUACCAAGAUACAAAGCUAUGGACUAUGCUCUUCUAAAAGUCCUAGAACAACUGAUGCAAAAUUACCAAUUAUCCUGACAUUGCCAGAUGUUGUGUUCCUAGUACUCAUGGCCCGGGCAAGUGUCUUCAUGGUACUUCUCCUAUACAGACACCGCCAGCAAGUGAAACAUAUUCGAACUCAAGGGAAUUUCCACAAAGUUUCCCCGGAGGCAAAAGCCACUCAAACCAUCCUGCUUCUAGCGAGCACCUUCAUUUUAUUUUACUCCAGCAAUUCCAUCCUCACAAUUUAUAAUGUUGUUGUUUUAAAAUUUUACCUCUGGCUGCAGCACACUAUUAGCUUUCUAGCAGCCUGCUAUCCCACACUUGGCCCCCUGAUACUGAUGCUUCAAGAUCCUCAAGCACCAACUUGCUGCUCUUAA
Messenger RNA from Chinchilla lanigera (long-tailed chinchilla), 894 nucleotides. Its product is annotated as vomeronasal type-1 receptor 1-like. Bases 1 to 894 code for a protein of 297 amino acids. Gene Ontology annotation, molecular function: pheromone receptor activity. The transcript has a single exon. The record is from RefSeq and is a predicted model, not a curated record. Gene Ontology annotation, cellular component: membrane. Gene Ontology annotation, biological process: G protein-coupled receptor signaling pathway. NCBI's taxonomy places the organism in Eukaryota, Metazoa, Chordata, Mammalia, Rodentia, Chinchillidae.